GAGGAUGACGUAACGUAUGUGAUAUUUAUUGUUUUAAGAAUGGCGUGUCUGUAUUUAUGUACACUUUUAUAUGUCUAAUAAUAAUUAUAUUUAUAGAUAUUUAAAGUGCCAAUCGAAGAUAUACUCAUUAUCGACAUAGAUGGAUGUCGUGAUUGCGAUCGUCUAGACUUAAUCGGCUGCAAAAGAUGAUAACGCGGCAAGAACUCUUUUAUUCAUCGGUGACUAAUUAAUCCCGUUGAUUACUAAUUAUGCGAUGAAGUAAUUUUGAGAAAAUACAAAUAGAAUCUCAGUUACUGAAAUCAUUGUCCUCAUAAAAGAGGAAUCAUGAGAUUGUUGGCACUCAGGAUUAAAGAAGAUCAGCUCUUUUCAAUUCGAUCUGAUUCAAUUGUCGUAUUGUUGAUUUCUUUGAAAUGAUGCUGAAGAGAAACGCGCGGAAGCUCUUCGGAAUCGGAAUGAGAUACGUCGAACCGACGAAUGGACACGAUGUUUCCUCGUGGGUGACAGUAGUCUCGUCAUUCACCACUUUCGGUGGCCGCGACCCUAACUGCUUCGGGUACGACGCGAUAUUUAGACGAAUAUGGGCCAAUAGCAAAGGAACGCGCAGGGUCGACGUAAUAAAUAAAGACUUCUUGAAGAGGUUUGAUCUGUUUUUUCGCGUCGGCCCUGCGGAAGCGAUUGGCGCUCAUCGAGACACCCGGGAUGCCUUAAUUAGAACAAGUAAGGUUCAAGCGAAAACUAUAAUUAAUUGCAACUCUAUUGACAUCUGCCAAAUCGACACAGCAGGUAGAUAUAUGUGUGCUCGUAAAGCACCUCUUCCGUUGGUCCAUUGAUGUCCAUCUCGCUGGAUUUUCAGAUCAUGAUCGGAACUAUCUGACGACGUUUCGUCUCUCUUCAGAAUCUUUGUAUCUCAUUGCAACCUCGGACUCAUAUUUCCGGCCACGAUACAGAAUUCCCCUCCUCUCUCCGUCUACCUUUCCCCCUUGGCAACUCAUCAAUGAUAGUGCAUCCCUUCGAGUAUUUAACACCGUCGGCGACAUUAACGGCAAUGGUGACAAUGAAUAUUGA
This is a messenger RNA of Mycetomoellerius zeteki, 1065 nucleotides long. RefSeq lists its product as uncharacterized. NCBI's taxonomy places the organism in Eukaryota, Metazoa, Arthropoda, Insecta, Hymenoptera, Formicidae. The record is from RefSeq and is a predicted model, not a curated record. Bases 411 to 830 code for a protein of 139 amino acids. The transcript is spliced from 3 exons.